AUGCCCCACGGCCCCAAGGAUUGGUUGGACUCCUUUUUCUCCAGCCAUUCCCAGCAAAGUACCAGCACCGCCGCGUCGACGGCCUACAAGACUUCUACUCUCACUGUUCCCUCCAGCACCAGCUCCAUGCCCCCCUCCAAUUUACGGCGUGUCGGCAUGGGCAGGAUGGCAUUGCACGGGGACUUGUACGCGAAAGCCGCAUUAGAUAGUGUGAACGGGACAUAUAAGUGA
Messenger RNA from Letharia lupina, 231 nucleotides. RefSeq lists its product as uncharacterized. The transcript is spliced from 2 exons. The coding region runs from base 1 to 231 and encodes 76 amino acids. The record is from RefSeq and is a predicted model, not a curated record. NCBI's taxonomy places the organism in Eukaryota, Fungi, Ascomycota, Lecanoromycetes, Lecanorales, Parmeliaceae.